Messenger RNA from Poecile atricapillus (Black-capped chickadee), 2147 nucleotides. It is a transcript of the gene LRP2BP, whose product is annotated as LRP2 binding protein. The transcript is spliced from 8 exons. The record is from RefSeq and is a predicted model, not a curated record. The coding region runs from base 494 to 2047 and encodes 517 amino acids. Gene Ontology annotation, molecular function: protein binding. Lineage: Eukaryota; Metazoa; Chordata; Aves; Passeriformes; Paridae.
CUGUAGACUUCUUCGGUUGUAUCAUCUACACAAAAUGAAUCAGGAUUAAUUUUAGGAGUUUCUUUGUACUUAAAGUCACUUGGGGCUGCUGGAAAACAUCACGUUGAGCCCACAGUUUUAACCACACAAAUCUGCAGACAUCACUCUCUCGUUUUGAUUGCUGCCUCUGUCCCUGUUGCUAUAGAAACAGAUCACACUGCCAAAAAUGGAAGGAUGAUAACCAUCUGGAAAAAAAGAAGAAGCUGGGUACACGGUUAAAGAUUAUUUUGAAAGCACUCUCAUGCAUUUUGGUAUUAUUCCCUUUCUGUAAGAGACACAACUAGAAGCAAUCGACGGAAACGAAAGCAAUGCCUUACAUUCCAGGAGAAACCUCGAACAGCAUUUCCCCUCAAUUAUAAUUUUUUUUAAUAUCUAUAUGGGUAAAGUAAACUGCAUUACAACAAACAGUUUCUGAUCACUGGAAGUGAAGUCCCGCCUGCUAGACUGAAGUGUCAUGGCCUGGUGCCUUUUUCUCCGAAUUGCAUUCAGUGUUUCUGCCCCUUUCGCCUAUAGUCGUGUUGUGCAGAGCAUUUUGGGCUUCUGCUUUUCAUUUCCUCCAGGCCCGGCGGUAGCAGGGAAGAUGGGCUGCGUGUCCAGCCCCAGCCUGUGCUGCCCCUUCCUGACAGUUUGGCACCGCACAACGGCCGGAGGUGGAGCAACUACCGCAAAUCCCAAACGGAAAAUGGCGUCCUCACGUUCCCAGUCUUCCUCCUGCCUUGCCAAAAGCCGUGGGAGCCGAGGCCCAGCUACGGAGCGGCGCCGGGUGCCGGCACGGGCCGGGCAGGGCUGCGGCGGGCCCCGGCACAGCAGCAGGGGUAGAUCCGGGGCCGGCGGUGCCAGGAGCUCGGCACCAGCGAAGGCCGCGGCCGCGCUCCCUUGUGGCCGUUCCCGGGCGGGCCGGGCCCGGGCCCGCACGGCCCAGCAGGCUUGGCCCGAGCCGCCUUCGGGCGCGGGGCUGCCGGGGGAGCUGGACCGGCGGUGCUGGAUGGCGCUGUGCUGCGAGCGGCUGCCGCAGGAGCCUGCCGUGCCAGGUAGCGCUCCCAGCCAGCCCGCUCCGGCCGGCAGCUCCCCGCUUGGGCCAGAGAACCGCUCCUGUGGUACAUUGGUGGCAGAAGAAGAGUCGCUGGUGAGAGAGGCAGGUGGAGAUCCUCCAGCGCCUUUUCUGGAUGGACAACAUUACUAUGAACAGGGGUUGUAUGAAAAAGCAUUAAAACAAUUUGAAAAAAUCAAGGAUACAGAUUUUCAAGCAAUGUAUCAGCUUGGUGUAAUGUAUUAUGAUGGACUUGGCACUAAAAAAGACCCUGAAAAGGGAGUGGAAUACAUGAAUAAAAUACUCAACUCUGAUUCCCCAGAAGCAAGACAGUUGAAGUUUGCAGCUGCGUACAAUCUUGGCAGGGCAUAUUAUGAAGGAUGUGGUGUUAAACAUUCAACUGAAGAGGCUGAAAGGUUGUGGCUUACUGCUGCAGAUGAUGGAAAUCCAAAAGCAAGCAUAAAGGCCCAGAGUACUUUAGGAAUGCUUUAUUCUAUGCCAAGUCUAAAAGAUCUGGAGAAGGCUUUUUUCUGGCAUUCAGAAGCAUGUGGCAAUGGAAAUCUGGAAUCACAAGGAGCACUUGGCAUUAUGUAUCUCUAUGGACAAGGUACACAUCAAAACACUAAAGCUGCUUUGGAGUGUUUGAGAAAAGCAGCAGAACUUGGAAACAUCUAUGCUCAAGGCCAUCUAGUGGAAUAUUACUACACUAGAAAAUUUUACUCAAAAGCUGCUGCACUAGCCAAAAGGGCUACAAAAAAUUAUGACAUCAACAUGCUAGCCAAGAUAAGUGACUGUCACCCAACAUAUGUAGCCAAGGGGGCUGCUAUGGCUGCUUUCUACUUAGCUAGAUGCUUCCAGCUUGGCCGAGGCACACAGAAAGACCAGGAUGCUUCUGAGAGGUACUAUUCUAAAGCAUGCCAUCUGGAUCCUGCUGUUGCUUCUCACCUUGAAUCGGCAGCUAAUCUUGGGAGAAUUUAGUGUUUCUUUUAACUGUGACUGGUAUAUAAAUGUAUUUCCUACAAUAAACCAUCAUUAAUCUCCAGCAAUUAUAGACUGUUCAUCACUUACGGCUUGCUUU